Molecule: messenger RNA, 591 nt
Organism: Saccoglossus kowalevskii
Lineage: Eukaryota; Metazoa; Hemichordata; Enteropneusta; Harrimaniidae
Product: interleukin-17C-like
Cellular component (GO): extracellular region
Molecular function (GO): cytokine activity
Source: RefSeq, a predicted model, not a curated record
AUGGCACAGUGGUUAUAUUUGGUAGUGUUGGCGAUUCCUUUCUCAGCCAAGAUUAUCGAAGCUAAACCCAUUGAAGAAUGUAAAGAACCAGUGAUAGGAAAACACUCUUCGAAAUCUUUGUAUCCAUACACGGACUAUUUGGCCAUAAUGCCUUUCCCCGUAGCUGACGUACCAAAGGGCGUACACACACAGUCGUCUGCUGUUCCACCAAGAAUAUAUCGUAGUGAUAACGGUAUGAUGUUUGUAUCCCCACAAGAACGAAGCAAUUGUCCUUUCUAUUACACCUAUGAAGAGGACGCUGACCGUAUUCCAAGGACUUUGGCCCACGCUACAUGUUCCUGUGACAAAUGCAUCGGAGAAGACGGAGGUACGAGCCCCUUGUAUACCUGUCAACAAAUCAUAUACCCCGUGCCAGUGAUGAAGCGAAGUGGGUGCGUCGAUGGUUUAUUCAAAUAUCACUUGCAAGUUCAGGAGGUUGCCGUCUCUUGCGCGUGUCUGCGACCGAAAGAAACUACCCAUGUUCGAAGACGGAAAAGAAAACACCGCAAAAAUAAAUCGAAAGACGUUCUCCGUGCUCUCUCAAUGAGAUAA